Laccaria bicolor S238N-H82 is the source of this 2151-nucleotide messenger RNA. Its product is annotated as cytoplasmic dynein intermediate chain. Gene Ontology annotation, molecular function: dynein light chain binding; dynein heavy chain binding. The transcript has 9 exons. Gene Ontology annotation, cellular component: cytoplasmic dynein complex. Bases 1 to 2061 code for a protein of 686 amino acids. Gene Ontology annotation, biological process: transport along microtubule. The record is from RefSeq and is a predicted model, not a curated record. NCBI's taxonomy places the organism in Eukaryota, Fungi, Basidiomycota, Agaricomycetes, Agaricales, Hydnangiaceae.
AUGUCUGAUAGGCGCAGAGCUGAAAUCGAGGUAAAACGGGCGAAACUCGCAGAACUCAGGAAAGCAAGGGCAGAUCGACAAAAGUUGGAAACGGAACGGAAGACAUCCGACGUCGCAGCAUCUCCAGCGAAGAGAGAUGUUGAGGAUCUAGUUACCCUAUUGGUUGGAACCUCGAGUCGGGGUGGUCUGGAUAGUGGCGACUUGACCCCUUCCUCGUCCAUUCCUGGUUCUCCAGCUCAUGGACGCGCUAUCGGUCUCCCAGGUCCAUCUGCGUUGUCGAUAUCUGGACGAGCGAGUCGACAGAGUGACUUGCAUUCUGACCGAGGCGGUAGUAUGGGGACAACCAAUGUACCAGGCUCUAGUAGCUCAGCGACCGAGAAUGUCAUUGAGAGGACGAUGACACCCAGGAUGUAUCCAGAUCUCAUUGACGUCGAGCAAGAGUUGUUUGAGUUGCCACAAACGGUCUUUCCCAAUGUUCUGGCAUCUAUUGGUUUGGCUGACAUGAGGCUACCAUUGCAGGAACGUGUGAUCUACAAUAAGGAAGUCCAGACGAUGGCCGUCGAGACAGAAGUUCCACAUGACUAUGAGGAGCAACUCCGCCAACGAAUCUAUCGGGAAAGGGACGUCGAAGCUGAUAGGAUUGCUCGGGACAAAGCACUCGAGGAAGAAAGCGUCAAGCUUGAGCAGGAAAUUGAGCAGGAAAUACGAGAGCUCUCCGAGGAAGAACGCGCGAGCAUCCUGGCAGCGCCUGAGUUUCUGGAUUUCGUAGAACAAUCAUCAAAAAUACUUCAAAGAGCUCUUAAUGACGGUUAUGACUAUAUUCGCGACUAUCGCAUUGGAGCAGAAUCAGAAGGUGAUGAUUCUGAAGGAAAACGCGUCAAACGCGUAUGCGAAUUCUGGGAUGAACGAUAUGGGAAGAAUCGCUCAAUAACGGAUGUAGAUUGGUCACCAAAAUACCCUGAACUCAGCGUGGCUUCAUAUAACAAGAAUCCAGCGGCUCCUAACGAGCCUGAUGGUAUCGUUGCUGUGUGGAAUUUACAUAUGCUGGAAAGACCUGAAUUUGUCUUCCAUUCUCAAUCGGACGUCCUUUCUGUCACUUUCUCUCCCUUCCAUUCAAACCUCGUGUUUGGUGGAACCUACUCAGGGCAAAUUCUUCUUUGGGAUACCCGAUCUAAACAUCUUCCCGUUCUUAAGACGCCAUUGUCAGCCGCAGGCCAUACGCAUCCUGUUUAUGCCAUGCAAAUGGUCGGCACACAGAACGCACACAAUCUUAUAACCAGUAGCACCGACGGUACCGUUUGCAGUUGGCUUGUUGAUAUGCUAGCUCAACCUCAGGAAACACUUGAGUUAGUGCAUGCUGGACACAACAAGACAGGAGAGGUCGCCAUCACCACUUUAGACUUCCCAGACAACGAGACGACAACCUUCUGGGUCGGUACCGAAGAGGGAAACGUUUACCAAGCAAAUCGGUAUGACCGCGCUGGAGCGAAAGCCGGCCUAAACCAAUACGACGUUUACAAAGGGCACUCAGGGCCUGUCAUGGGGCUGCACUUUCAUCCGCUUGUAGGGCCUGUGGAUUUCUCAGACCUGUUCCUGACAAGCUCAGUCGAUUGGACUGUCAAGCUUUGGAGAGCCAAGUCACUCGCGAAGCCGUCGACGACGCUUCAUAACGUUGCGCCCAUUUAUUCUUUCGAUGAGGCUGACGACUAUGUGUACGAUGUGAAAUGGCAUCCUGCACACCCGGCGGUGUUUGCCACUGUUGAUGGGUCUGGCAAGUUUGAUUUGUGGAAUUUGAACGCCGACACAGAGGUUCCUGUAGUAUCAACGACAGUCGGCUCUGGAAGGGCGAUCAACAAGUUGCAAUGGGAUAAGAAAGAUGGCCGGCGGGCUGCCCUCGGAGGUAGUGAUGGUCGUUUAUAUAUUUAUGACAUUGGAGACAUGGCGUUGCCGAGGGAGUCUGAAUGGACAGACAUGCAAAAGACGGUUGCUGGAAUUGUUGGUGGCGGGCAAGCCAAUGGCGUUUCGGAAAGUGACACGGCACGCAUCAUUGCUGGUCGAUGAUGCAUUUGCAUGUAUUAUUUGCAAGGUUCUCGUUUAUCCCUCGGGUUUCUUUUGGCUGAUUGUGCAAAGCUUUACCUUAUUUCUGUUUUC